Messenger RNA from Drosophila mojavensis, 3311 nucleotides. RefSeq names its product glutamate receptor ionotropic, kainate 2 (gene Ekar). Gene Ontology annotation, cellular component: postsynaptic membrane; plasma membrane. Gene Ontology annotation, molecular function: glutamate-gated receptor activity. The record is from RefSeq and is a predicted model, not a curated record. The transcript has 14 exons. Lineage: Eukaryota; Metazoa; Arthropoda; Insecta; Diptera; Drosophilidae. The coding region runs from base 590 to 3286 and encodes 898 amino acids. Gene Ontology annotation, biological process: monoatomic ion transport.
CCUUUCUGUACAAGCAUCUGCAUUCCGAACUGUUCGGUAUGUGAACAAUGCUCGUUUUGUUUCGUUCGUCCACGAUGCUUUGGCUUACACUAUUUGAACAAAACGAAACAGUGUGAAACCAAGCACCACCAAGACACGGGUGUCUCGUUUAGCGUUUGAGACGUAUUCGUGCAGGCCUCUAAUGUGGAAUAGUGUAACCAACCUCAAAAAUCGAAAAAACUCAUAUUUCUGACUUACAAAAAGCAAAACAAUCUCAUACCACUUUUUGAUACCCAUUGCGAAAUAACUCCAUUUAAACGGUAUGUUGCAGAUAUGCGAUAAGUCCAUAUAAAGGGUUAAGUUCGAAAUCAGCUUCAGUUAUUCGCUCACAUCUCUUAAAAUCCAGACACGAUGAUGUCAAAAUGAAUGUCCUAUAACGUAUACAUCAACUCGAGAAGAAACACUGGAUCAUGAGUUUUUUACAUCGAUAUAAACUUGUUAUGAAACUGAACGCUUGAAAGAAAUUUUCAAAACAGGGUAUUUUCAAAACCUUAUAAAAACUAGUCAGUGCAUAAAAGUACAAAUUAAUUUUUGUGUACAAAUUACUAUUAUGAUGAGUUAUUUGACAAGAAUUCUUCUAAGUCUUAAUCUUUUUACCUACAUUAGCUCAAACUCGGAAAUAAAAAUUGGUGCCCUAUUUCCAACAAUAUCCAAGCAAAGAAGUGACCCAGAAGUGGCCUUCCAAUAUGCUGUUCAUAGGGUGAAUAAUGACAAAAGUCUUCUACCUGAUCUGAAGCUCAUACAUAAUAUUCAGUACAUCGGUAAGGACUCAUUUCAGACUGUUCAAAAAGUUUGCAAUCUUAUUGAAUAUGGGGUUCAAGCUCUAUUUAGUCCAACGGAUUCCCUGUUGGCCACUCACAUUAAUUCAAUAUGUGAUGAUCUGGAUAUACCAGACAUAGGAAUUGGAAGAUCCGCUCAAGAAUUUUCUAUAAAUGUUCAUCCAUCGCAACAAUAUAUAAAUCAAGCUUUCAUUGAUGUCAUUCGAUAUUUAAAUUGGACAAGGUUUGGUAUUUUAUAUGAAAAGGACCACGGAAUAUUAAUAUUAAAUGAAUUUUCACGGUCAAUUCAAGCAGAACUGCAUAUCCGACAAGUAUCGUCUGGUUCGUACUUGACUGUUCUUAACGAAUUUAAAAGCAACGAAAUUCAUAACAUUCUGAUUGACACAAACUCCGCUGGAAUUUCAAUUUUAUUAAAAAAUAUUCUUCAACAACAAAUGAAUGAAUAUAAAUUUCACUACUUUUUCACAAGCUUUGACUUAGAAAAUUUCGAUUUAGAGGAUUUUAAAUAUAACUUUGUAAAUAUAACAUCAUUUCGACUUGUUGACAUGGGCGAUGUAGCGGUCAAAGAAAUUCUUAAGGACAUUGAAUAUCAUAAUCGUCGACUUUUGAAUCACAAUGAGUCUACAUAUAAAUCAAGGAAAGCUGUUAGUAUCGAGACGGAGGCAGCUUUGAUGUUUGACGCCGUAUAUGUGUUUGCUAUCGGGUUACAGUCAAUUUAUCCACUACUUAAGCUACCAAAUCUGACUUGUGAUGAUGAAGUACCGUGGAAUGGGGGCCUUAGCUUGAUCAAUUAUAUAAAUGCGGUUGAGUGGAAAGGAUUGACCGGUCCCAUACAAUUUAAAGAAGGUCAACGCAUUCAAUUUAAGCUCGACUUAAUCAAGUUAAAGCAACAUUCUAUAGUAAAAGUUGGUGAAUGGACGCCUCAUAAUCAUCUUAAUAUAACGGAGCCUUCAUUAUUUUUUGACGCUGGUUCGAUGAACGUAACGUUGGUCGUAAUUACUAUAUUGGAAACGCCCUAUGUAAUGAUGCGUUACGGAAAAAACUAUACGGGAAAUGAACGCUUUUACGGAUUUUGUGUUGACAUUUUGGAACAUAUCUCGCAUGAAGUUGGAUUCGACUACAUAUUAGAUUUGGUUCCUGAUAGGAAAUAUGGCGCAAAAGAUCCAGAAACAGGUCAAUGGAAUGGAAUGGUGGCUCAGCUUAUGAAAUAUAAGGCGGACUUGGCUGUUGGUUCAAUGACAAUUACAUAUGCUAGAGAGAGUGUUAUAGAUUUCACUAAACCAUUCAUGAAUCUAGGAAUAAGCAUUUUGUUUAAGGUGCCCACGGCGGAACCAACUCGACUUUUUUCAUUCAUGAACCCAUUAGCAAUCGAAAUAUGGAUUUAUGUUUUAGUGGCAUAUAUACUUGUAUCAUUAACAAUAUAUUUAUUAGCAAAGUUAUCUCCAAUUGAAUGGCGUAGUAUACAUCCAUGUGAUAUUGAUCAUUUAACAAUUAGUAACCAAUUUACGAUAUCGGAUAGUUUUUGGUUUACUAUUGGGACGCUUAUGCAACAGGGGUCAGAUAUAUAUCCGAGGGCUACCUCUACUCGAAUUAUAAGUAGUAUUUGGGGAUUUUUUUCCCUUAUUAUAGUUGCAUCAUAUACUGCGAACUUGGCAGCAUUUUUAACUGUUGAACGUAUGAUUAACCCUAUUGAAAACGCUGACGAUUUGGCUAGCCAGACAGAAAUUUCCUACGGGACUUUAGAAAGUGGAUCAACAAUGACUUUUUUUCGGGACUCCAUGAUUGAAACCUAUAAAAAGAUGUGGAGAGUUAUGGAUAAUAAGAAACCUAUGGCAUUUACAUCUACUUACGAAGAUGGGAUAAGGCGUGUUAACCAGGGUAACUACGCCUUCUUAAUGGAAUCUACAAUGCUUGACUAUAUUGUUCAACGAGACUGCAAUUUGACGCAGAUCGGUGGCUUAUUAGACACAAAAGGAUACGGUAUUGCUACUCCUAAAGGAUCUCCAUGGCGAGACAAGAUAUCGUUGGCUAUACUGGAACUUCAAGAAAAAGGAGAUAUUCAAAUGUUAUAUGAUAAAUGGUGGAAAAAUACUGAUGAGACAUGUAAACGGAUAACCAGCAAUAAGCAGUCGAAAGCAAAUGCAUUGGGACUUGACAGUAUAGGUGGCGUUUUUGUGGUAUUGCUUACAGGAAUAUUAGUGGCGUUUAUUGUUUCAUUCCUCGAAUUUAUAAUUAACUUCCGACAACAAGCCAAAUUGAUGAGAAUUAAUCAAAACAGUUGUAAAAAUUCAAAUCAUUUAAACUAUACACCCGUUAAGGGUUCACAAACAACCACCCAUUUGGCAUACUUAUCUCCGCCUCGUUCUUUAUGGGUUGAAAUGUUUGAGGAGCUGCGAUUUGCAUUUUGGUGCACUAAUAAACGCCAACGUCCAGAACUUAAUAGUAGCUGCGCCCAAUGCCAAAAAUAAAUUCUAUAAUUUAAAAUUUAUAAAA